Messenger RNA from Vombatus ursinus (common wombat), 3158 nucleotides. RefSeq names its product potassium two pore domain channel subfamily K member 2 (gene KCNK2). Lineage: Eukaryota; Metazoa; Chordata; Mammalia; Diprotodontia; Vombatidae. Bases 17 to 1312 code for a protein of 431 amino acids. The record is from RefSeq and is a predicted model, not a curated record. Gene Ontology annotation, molecular function: potassium ion leak channel activity; outward rectifier potassium channel activity. Gene Ontology annotation, biological process: stabilization of membrane potential; potassium ion transmembrane transport. The transcript has 7 exons. Gene Ontology annotation, cellular component: membrane.
CCUUCCCCAGUGUUGAAUGCUGCAUGCAUGCCUCAUGCUUUCUAGUGCCUCGCAGGAGACAGCCGGCUCCAGUGCAGGAGUGGCGGCACCUGACUUGCUGGAUCCUAAAUCUGCCACUCAGAACUCCAAACCGAGGCUCUCCUUUUCUACAAAGCCCACAGUACUUUCUUCCCGAGUGGAGAGUGACACAACUAUUAAUGUUAUGAAAUGGAAGACGGUCUCCACGAUUUUCCUGGUGGUAGUUGUCUAUCUGAUCAUUGGAGCCACUGUGUUCAAAGCUCUGGAGCAACCUCAUGAGAUUUCACGGAGGACCACCAUUGUGAUUCAGAAGCAGACAUUCAUAUCUCAACACUCUUGUGUCAAUGCAACUGAGCUGGACGAACUCAUUCAGCAAAUAGUGGAAGCAAUAAAUGCAGGGAUUAUACCUUUAGGAAACACCUCCAAUCAAAUCAGUCACUGGGACUUGGGAAGUUCCUUCUUCUUUGCUGGCACUGUUAUUACGACUAUAGGCUUUGGAAACAUCUCACCACGUACAGAAGGUGGAAAGAUAUUCUGUAUCAUCUAUGCCUUAUUGGGAAUUCCCCUCUUUGGUUUUCUGUUGGCUGGAGUUGGAGAUCAACUAGGGACUAUAUUUGGAAAAGGAAUUGCCAAAGUAGAAGAUACAUUUAUUAAGUGGAAUGUGAGUCAGACUAAAAUUCGAAUCAUCUCCACAAUCAUCUUCAUAUUGUUUGGGUGUGUUCUCUUUGUUGCCCUACCUGCAGUCAUAUUCAAGCACAUAGAAGGUUGGAGUGCCCUUGAUGCCAUUUAUUUUGUGGUCAUCACUUUAACAACCAUUGGUUUUGGUGAUUAUGUUGCAGGUAAGGAUAUAGAAAGUAUUCAAGAGAUGUUGGACUGCCUGACAAAUUCAGCCCAGAACUCUGGACCAUAUGAGGCUGAUAAAGAUACUGCUGCACCAGGUGGAUGCAGCGAAUCCGAGUACCUUACUGACGGCUUUGUGGGAGAGUUCCGAGCCCACGCUGCAGAAUGGACCGCCAACGUCACAGCUGAGUUCAAGGAGACCCGAAGGCGCCUGAGUGUAGAGAUUUAUGACAAGUUUCAGCGGGCCACCUCCAUUAAAAGGAAGCUCUCAGCAGAAUUGGCAGUGAACCAUAAUCAAGAGCUGACCCCAUGCAAAAGAACCCUGUCAGUUAACCACCUGACCAGUGAGAAGGACAUCCUGCCUCCACUAAUGAAGACUGACAGUAUUUAUCUGAAUGGUUUAACGCCUCAUUGCCCAGGUGAAGAAAUUGCUGUCAUUGAGAACAUUAAGUAAUCCAUGAUUGGGAUACUGGUUCUUUGGAAAGCCUUGGUCUUAACCAUGGCUGAGGACUUUGGUAUGCUCUUUAUAACUGAUGCUGUUAGCAUUUUUAAAGUGUGCAUGAGCUCAAAAGAAAAAAAAAACACAAAUGCCCAUCAUAGUCAUCUACCAUCAACAGAAAUUGGGAUUCUGAGCCAGCACUUUACUUUUGGAGAUGCUUGUUGAAUAGCACUACUAUCUUUGAUAGGUAGUGGAACAAGCAAUGUCUGAUGCCUUUCUGUGCCCAGACUGUUUUUUUUUUUCUUUUCCUUAUUUUUUUUUCCUAAUGUGCCAUAAGGCCUAAGAAUGAAUUCUAAUUGUUUAUUCUCAUUAUGUAGCUUUGAGGGAUAAGUCCUUAAAUUUUCAGGGUCUACCUAACUGAGCCUAGACAUGGACCAUUUAUGGAUGACAACAUUUUUUUUGUAAAUGGCAAGAAAUUCUUAUGCAGCCUUUUACCUAAGAAAUUUCUGUCAGUGCCUUAUCUUAUGAAGAAACAGAACCUCUCUAGCUGUUAUGUGAUUUUUCUGCCCCAUGACCCCAUCCCCUGACCUGCUGCCCUGCUCCCCAUGCCCCCAGUUCUCCGUGCAUGGAUACUCUACAUUCCUGGAAACAGUGUGUGAAAAUAAUUGAAGUGAGGAUACCUGACGAAGGAAUGGACAGUGAACAAAUUAGAUGGACAUUGGAACAAUGCUCAGAAACCCUAGUUUUAAAGGUACUACAUUUAAAAGAGAUGGACAAAUGUCCCCUACAAUUAGUUCUCUUCUUCAGGCCCCACUGUAAAACAAUCCUAUGUAAUUAUAGUCCGGCUUAUGGAAUUGUCAAGUUCCUUGGCAGGUUUCAUUUUUGUGGAAGUUUUCAGAAAUGAUUCCAUUUAUCAUCAAGUGUACCUAAAAAGGGGAGAUAAUCCACAUGUAAUAAAUUAUCUGACAGAUGAAAGCACUCAAUACUUUAUUUUAUUUAAGAUGAUCUUAAUUCAUUGGUUUUGCUUAACCAAAAUGGCAAAAAAAAAGUCAAAAAUGUGUUUUUGGAGCAUUUGCUAAUAAAGUUUACCACUAGCAUUUUUUCUUUGAUGUUUGAAAGGGUUGUAAUCUCAAGGCCCUACCCCUGCCCCAUAUAGCUGCCCUAGGGGUGCACAAACGUUCUACCCUCCAGUGGUUUCUUCCUCCGGAGCUGUGACUGAGAGGAGAGCAGAAGUUGAAACUGGUAUCACUGUGACUUUGCACAUUGAAAAUGUAGAUUGUAGGCAUAAUUCAUCCCUGCCAUAAGAAAGAGAAAGCUGUUAUAGCACAAUUUAAAUACUGAUAGCUCUUUUUAGAUAGGAAAGGCUCGUAUUCAGAAGUAAAACCUUUUUUAGUUACUUUUGUAUCCUCUAGAUUUGUGGAUAUUUCUAAGAUGCAGAAGAAAUGCUACAAAGGUACCCAGUAGAUUACUAAUUUUUUCCUUUAUUUUCUUAUUUAAGCCUACUGUAGAUAAAAAUAAGUUGAAACAACAUGAUUGCCUAAAAUAAAAUUGGAAAAAAAUGUAUUGGAUUGUGUCCAAUGAGGCUGUCUUUAAAAAAUAUUGAUGUUACAAAUGCCUGUUUUUCGAAAAUAAAGAUUUAAGCUAGAAGUGUAAAUAUCUAGUUAACUUGCUGAGGGUACUGUUUUAAAUUUAGGAAAUCUAACACAAAUUUUUUAGGAGGCCAGGCGCUUUUAGAAAGAAAGCUACACCCAUUUCCUCAGUAACUGUGUUCUGAAAGUUCAUAUGGUGAGAUACACCUCUUGCCAUGUAUAAACUGUGAAUUGUAUGGAAAAAAAAUAAAGUUUUUAAUUAAUUAAAGUCA